AUGUUUACAACCGUUUAAAUAAGCUUAAUAAGCUAAAUAGUAAAUAUGCUUUUACUAAGUUUUCUAUGAAAGUAUAAAUUAUUUAUAUACAUAAAAAAAAAAUUAACAGUAGUGCUAAUAUAGUGCUACUAUUAAAUAGUAAAAUUAAUAUUUAAGUAUUAGUAAUAAUAGUAAUAAAUAUUGUGUAAUCUGUAGUAAAUUAAAUUAAAUUUAUAGCAUUCAAUUGUAAAUAAAUUGCAGGUACCCAGAGUACAUACAUUAAACUCAGUAUUCAUUAUCCUAUUUAAAAUUAAAAUAUUGCUUUUAGAAUAUUAUUGAACAAGUCAUCAUAUCCACAAUGGAAAAUAAAAAAACGCAAGUCAAAAUAUUAGUUUGCUGUGGUAUCAAAGGACAUAUUACACCAUUUAUUGAUUAUAUAGAAGCAUUGUAUGCUAAAAAAGGCAUGUUUGACUAUGUUUUUUGCAUUGGAGAUUUUUUUGGAGAUGAUGAAUCCUGUGAAAAAGAAUGGGAAGAGUUUAAAAAGUCAGGAAAAAAUAUUCCUAUUUAUACAUUGGGACCAAAUAAGAAACAACAUGAAAAAUAUUUUAAAAAUUUAAAAGAUCAACAAUUAGCACCAAAUAUCUAUUAUCUUGGUAAAGAUGGAAUUUUUACUACUUCAGAUGGCCUUAAAAUAGGUUAUAUUAGUGGAGUACAAAACAAUAGUAGCAAGGAAAAUGAAAUUCAUACAUUUAAUUACGAUUCUCUCUCUCAGUUCAAAGAUUCGUGUAUUCGAGCUGGAAGUACGUCAUUGGAUGUAUUAUUAACUUCACCAUGGCCUUUAGACAUUCGCAACAAAGAGCGAAUUCAAGAAAACAUAAAUGUUAAGGAACCUACUGAAAAAGAAAGUGAAUCUCAGCUUUUGUCAUGGGCAGCUAUUAAUUUAACUCCACGUUAUCACUUUGCUGGCUUACAAAAAGUGUUUUAUCAGCGUAGUCCGUAUAAAAAUGUCAAUAGUAAAACAAUAACACGAUUUAUUGGUUUGGGUGAUUAUCAUGACAAUAAAACCAAAAAACAAAAAUGGCUCUAUGGCUUUGUUUUAUCAUUAGCAGAAUCUACUACAUCAAAUACAUUAAACUAUACUGUUACGGAAUCACCAUUUGCUGAUAAUAUAUCUCAGUAUACUGCUAAUAUGUUACCAGUUUCAAAACAAUAUUUUUAUAAUACAAGCACUAACAGCAAUUAUAGAAAUAAUGAACAAAGUAAAAAGAGAAAAUUCGACGGACAACUAAAACAAUCUAUUGAUAUAAGCGCAGAUUCUUGUUGGUUUUGUUUGUCAAGUAAGAAAAUUGCUAAGCAUUUGAUUGUAUCUAUUGGGAAUCAGGUAUACUUAUCAGGCACUAAGGGACCAUUGGUCAAAGAACAUAUACUAGUGGCUCCAAUUGAACAUUACAAAUCACUUGCUGAAUUACCGCCAGAAACAGAAAAUGAAAUAAAUUUGAUUAAAAGUUCUUUAAAUCAAUAUUUUGAAAGCACAGGUCGUGUAGCAGUUUACUUUGAACGUAAUAUUUUAUCGGCUCAUUUCCAAUUACAAGUGGUUCCAGUUCCUAUUAGAAUGGCAGAUCGUCUUGAGAACAUGUUCAAAGCGAAAUUUAAAGAAUAUGAUCUCAGUUUAGUAGACAUUCCGCCAGCUGCAUCGCUACGUCAAAUAGCUGGGAACAGUGAAGGACAUUACUUUUGUACAGAGUUGCCUAAUGGUAAGCGUUUGUUUCAUAGUGCGUCCAAAAAAAGUGGCCAUCAACAAAAAUUUCCAAUUCAUAUUGCAAGAGAAGUGCUGGCAUCUCCAAGACUAUUGAAUGUUGAAAGUCGUAUUGACUGGAGAAAAUGUGAGCAAUCUUUAGAUGAAGAAGAGGACGAAGUCAAAAUGUUUCGCAAUGCUUUUGAGCCUUUUAAUCCAAUAAAAGAUUAAUUAAUGACUGAUUUUAAUUAUGAUUAUUAUCUAUUAUACUUAUUAAAAUAAAUUACUGGAUAAAAAAAGAG
Molecule: messenger RNA, 2016 nt
Organism: Rhopalosiphum padi (bird cherry-oat aphid)
Lineage: Eukaryota; Metazoa; Arthropoda; Insecta; Hemiptera; Aphididae
Product: CWF19-like protein 1
Exons: 11
Coding region: 338-1945 (535 amino acids)
Biological process (GO): mRNA splicing, via spliceosome
Cellular component (GO): post-mRNA release spliceosomal complex
Molecular function (GO): RNA lariat debranching enzyme activator activity
Source: RefSeq, a predicted model, not a curated record